Messenger RNA from Heteronotia binoei (common prickly gecko), 2017 nucleotides. It is a transcript of the gene DMRTC2, whose product is annotated as DMRT like family C2. Lineage: Eukaryota; Metazoa; Chordata; Lepidosauria; Squamata; Gekkonidae. Bases 8 to 2017 code for a protein of 669 amino acids. The record is from RefSeq and is a predicted model, not a curated record. Gene Ontology annotation, molecular function: DNA-binding transcription factor activity, RNA polymerase II-specific; RNA polymerase II cis-regulatory region sequence-specific DNA binding. Gene Ontology annotation, cellular component: nucleus. The transcript is spliced from 8 exons. Gene Ontology annotation, biological process: germ cell development; regulation of transcription by RNA polymerase II; sex differentiation.
AUGCAUCAUGGGUGACAAGGAAGCCCUCGACACUACCGCUGCACCCCAUAUUCAGUGCUGCCCCUCAGACUCCACCACGGAUGACAGCAGCACCCAAGAAGACAGCACACUGUCUUCCAUCAUACGCUCUCCAACCUGCGCCCGCUGCCGCAAUCAUGGAAUGAAGGUUCCUCUGAAAGGCCACAAGAAUAGUUGCCAGUUCCAGAGCUGCCAGUGUGACAAAUGCAUCCUUAUUCUGCAGCGGCGCCGCGUCAUGGCUGCCCAGGUGGCCUUACGCCGGCAGCAGGAGAUAGAGCUGCAAAAGCAGCUGGCCAGCGGUUUGCUGCAACUUCAAGACGACAGCCCCUCCGACUGUUACCGUUUCGCCAAAUCACUGAAAGGGAUCAGGGCCUGCAAAGGAGGGGCAGGGAAGAAGGAGAACGCAGAGCCAUCAAGUGACUCAGAGGAGGGACUCAGAGGGGCCACGGGAUUCCUCAGACGACAGAAGCGGAGAGCCAUGAGGAAGGAAGGUUCCUGGCUGCCACUUCCUCGCUGUUCUAAAGUGACAGAGCUGCCCUGGGCACUUGGAGGACAUCCACCCCCUCAUGCGGCUUGGUUUCCACCACCUCUUCCUAUGCCCCCUGCGUCCUUCUGCCAGUUCUUGCCUCAGGAACAUGCCUUUCAUGUGCAAACUAUGGGAGGCUGUAACAGCCACGAAGACUUGUACAUGCCAGACGGUUAUGUGGCAGCCCCAGGACAGAUGUUUCACCAGACCCCUGGUACCUCCUGGUGCUUACCUGCACCUCCUGAUCUCACCAGCCGCCUGGCACUGAACCCCCUGAGCGGCAACAUGGACCUAAGCAGACGUUCCAAGACCGCAUCGUUGGGAGGUCAGCCCACCUCCUCUGCUCACGUCUCCGUCUGGCCCACCAGGGGGUUCAUCUUCUCCCCCCUUUCCGAACAGCAGCUCCAGAAAGAGGCUGCCGAAGCCCUGAUGGUGCUGAGAAACUCCCCCCAGACUGGUCCCGUUCUUGCCACCUCAGGUCUCUUGCCCCCAGUCAGCUCUGCGCCCGCUCUGAUGGCUUCGCCAGCUUUCUCCCACCCAUUGGAGGCAGCUCACGGCUUUGCGGUCCCCGGCCCCUUCCCGCAGCACCCUCAAUACUUCAUGCCACCCUACGGUCUUCAUGCUGUGAAACCCUCCAAGGAUAUAGCCUUGAAGGGAACCCAGAUGCCCCCAGAGUCACUGCCUGUCCACGGGGAGCAGGUCCCGGGUCCCCUUUUCCUCCCUUUGCUCCACAGCAGUCCUCUUCCCCAGCAGUAUAAGAAUGUCCGUCUGUUCUCCAUCGCCCCACCCCGGGGUCCCCAGCUGGCCACUUCUCUUAUGGUCUCCGGCAUCCAAGCGGUCAAACCCAGCCUAGGAGGGGCUUCCAGUAUCAGCCACCACCAUUUCCCCCCUGGCUUUGCCGCCUACCACCCUGCCCCCGGCUCCACCCCAAAGGCCCUUUGCGUGCCGCAAGCGAUCGAGGAGGGCUGGAUUUCAGAGGCAAGCGUUAACGUCUCCACAGCGGCCAGCCGUGCCCACAGCGGCCCUCACCUGUUGCCCUUCUGCGUCCCGCCCAUGGACAUCUCUCUCGCCCCAGUGGCCCUCCCAGGCAGCAUUUCUUGCGCCCCACUGGGGAUGGAAGUGCACAGGGUCCCCAGGCUGUCGCUGCUGAACCCCACCCCGUACCGCCUAGCUCACCAGUCUUUCCCAGACACGGUGUUUCCUCUGAGGCAGAAAUCUCCGCAGAUCCAGCAGCAGCUGAGCCAAGGACAACCGUGUUCCAGUCAAGGGCAUUCUGGGGAGGAGACCACCAACAGCCUCAAGGAGCCUGAGAGCAAGGACCCAAAAGAUUCGACCGAAGCGGGGCCCGACUUCCUCCAGGCAUCCAGGCAAGCGUCGCCGAGCCAGCAGCCUCCUCACCUCCAACAGGCCAGCUCCUCUCCCUCCGUUUCCCUCAGCAUCGGCCAGAUGGGCUCCAUCUCCCUCCCCAGCUAG